AAGUCUUGCUGAUGAAACUUUGAAGGGGCUUUUUAGUGUUUUUUUCUUUUAAUUGCGAAUUAAAUUACUAAAAAUAUUUGGUGACAAGAACACGUAAUUACUGUUAGAUAGAAUAUCCUUAAUAUUCAUUAAAUUGAUCCAUGACCGACCAUGACCUACGAGGGCCGUGCGAAAAGUUAAACUUUUUACGUUCUCCAGAAAUAUGGGAUCCCCAGUAGUACCUGCUAGCCGAGACACUUGGAAGGAGUUUUUAAGAACGUUUCCGGUCCAUUUUAGGUUUUUCAAUAUUUUGAACGAUGGCACGGCCCCAAGAAACGAUUAAUUUGAGUUUAGUGAAGGUGUUUUAUUUAAGUGAGAGAAGGACGAGGCGGCGGAGGAGUAUGGAGAAAACGUUCAUGAUUGCCACAGUUAAAAGAAGAUCGGAUGGUACGGAGGCCCCCAUUAUAGAAGAGGACCACGACUGCGCCAGAAAUAAAUUCAGCUCGAACCAAGUCCCAUCCGAUAAACCGAAACCUGUUAAAUAUGGAGAAUUAGUCAUUUUAGGGUACAACGGUUUCCUACCGCAAGGUGACCGAGGCCGUAGGCGCAGCAAAUUCGUUUUACACAAAAGAUCGAUCGCCACCGGGGUGAAACGAUCCCGUCACUACGUGGUUAAAACCCCCCAUUCGUCGGAAGCAAUUUUGAACUCCAAUCAGCACUCGAUCUCGUACACUCUUACCAGAAACCAUGCGGUCAUCGUCGAGUAUACCAACGACGAGGAAACCGACAUGUUUCAGAUCGGUAGGUCGUCAGAGAGUCCCAUAGAUUUCGUCGUGAUGGACACGAUACCGGGCGAUAAACCAGGGGACGUUAAAGUGAGCCAAAGUACCAUAUCGAGGUUCGCAUGUCGGAUAUUGUGCGAGAGAAACAACCCGAAAAUCGCGAGGGUUUAUGCGGCAGGAUUCGAUUCUUCUAGGAAUAUAUUUUUAGGCGAAAAAGCGUGUAAAUGGCAAGAGAAUGGCGAAAUCGACGGCCAAACCACCAACGGGGUCCUGAUCAUGCACCCGAAGGGCAGUUUCUGCGGCGGGGACGCCAAGUGCGGAGUGUGGCUGGAAACUUCGGUGGGAGGAGGAGUCUUUACUAGAAGAGAGUCCAGAUCGGCACCCCAAAGAGGUCAAGUGGUACUUGACGAGACCAACAUUUUACAAGACGGCACCUUGAUCGACCUCUGUGGCGCCACGUUAUUAUGGAGAUCAGCGGAGGGACUCGAAAAAACGCCCAGCAAACACGAUCUGGAGAAGGUAAUAGACGAAAUCAACGCGGGACGGCCACAGUGUCCGGUGGGUCUCAACACCCUCGUGAUACCGAGAAAAGUGUCCCUCAGCGAGAACCAACAGCAACCGUACGUCUAUUUGAACUGCGGACACGUACAGGGACUGCACGACUGGGGCCAGGACAAGGACUCCGGGGAUAGAAAGUGCCCCAUUUGUUUAGAGUUGGGACCAGUUGUUAAGGUGUGCAUGGGUCUGGAGCCGGCGUUUUAUGUCGAUUCUGGACUUCCAACUUUCGCUUUUAAUCCUUGCGGGCAUAUGGCCACUGAGAAAACUGUCAAGUAUUGGGCUAAUGUGGGAAUCCCCCACGGUACUAAUGGAUCGCAGGCCGUGUGUCCGUUCUGCGCCUGUCCGCUGUCCAGUUCCCCCGGUUACGUUCGUUUGAUAUUCCAGGACAACGUGGAUUAGUGUGGAUUUUUUUUUUAAUAUUUUGUCUUUCUUGAUGAGGCUUUAGAAGGAAUUCGCUUGAAACAGAGAGGGUGCAAUAAGUCAACAACGAUUUUUCUUUUUAAAUAACACGGAUUCCGGUUAAACCCAGUCCCUCCGCUAGGCGUCUUUUAGGUUAAGUAUUGUCCUUUUUUUUUUGUAUAUUUUUUUUUAUAUUGAAGUAUUUUAUUGUAAAUAGCGUCGUUUGAAACUUAUAUUGUGAACUUAGUUAAGAUUAUUAAAGGGAAUGGAAAAAUUAAGGAUUAUAGAGGAAAAACGCGCGGGACCGCUUUAUUUUAAUAUAUAAACAAUCGGGUUUUUACUCAUUCAGUUUUCCUAGCGUUUAGUACCAAAGCUUUAUUUAUAACGCCUGUUUUAAUUUUAGAUUUUUACAGGGUGGCUCCAGAUAUAUUUUACAUUUGGCAACGUCGUACAAUUUUAUAAGGUUGUUGUCUUACUUACUGUCAUUGGCAUAAGUCUGUCUCACUCGUUAUGUUGCCGUUGCCAUGGAGACCCCGUUUAAAAUAAUUUGUAAAAAAAUAUAUUAAAACUAAUUUCUUAUUAAUCCAA
This is a messenger RNA of Anthonomus grandis grandis, 2306 nucleotides long. It is a transcript of the gene Pli, whose product is annotated as protein pellino. Gene Ontology annotation, biological process: regulation of Toll signaling pathway; protein polyubiquitination. The transcript has 10 exons. NCBI's taxonomy places the organism in Eukaryota, Metazoa, Arthropoda, Insecta, Coleoptera, Curculionidae. The record is from RefSeq and is a predicted model, not a curated record. Bases 297 to 1718 code for a protein of 473 amino acids. Gene Ontology annotation, molecular function: ubiquitin protein ligase activity; protein binding.